AUGGAGUUAUUCGCAGAUGUCACUCCUAGAACAGCCGAAAAUUUCCGCAGAUUCUGCACAGGUGAAAGCAAAAACUCCCAAGGAAAGCCGCAAGGAUACAAGAACAGCAAGUUUCACCGAGUAAUCAAAGAUUUUAUGAUACAAGGAGGCGACUUUGUCAAUGGAGAUGGAACAGGAUCCUGUACCAUUUAUGGUACCCCCAAAUUUCCAGAUGAGAACUUUGUUCUGAAGCAUGAUCGUGCGGGUCUGUUAAGCAUGGCUAACUCUGGGCCAAAUACAAAUGGCUCCCAGUUCUUUAUAACAACUACAGCGACUCCAUUCUUGAAUGGGAAGCAUGUUGUGUUUGGGCAGGUAGUGGAUGGCAUGGAUAUCGUGCGGAUGAUCGAAAACACACGCACAAUUAGGGACAAGCCAAGCCAAGAUGUGAUCAUUAUACAAUGCGGAGAGAUUUGA
Aspergillus viridinutans is the source of this 453-nucleotide messenger RNA. It is a transcript of the gene cyp3, whose product is annotated as putative peptidyl-prolyl cis-trans isomerase. Gene Ontology annotation, cellular component: intracellular membrane-bounded organelle. Gene Ontology annotation, biological process: protein folding; protein peptidyl-prolyl isomerization. The transcript has 3 exons. Bases 1 to 453 code for a protein of 150 amino acids. Lineage: Eukaryota; Fungi; Ascomycota; Eurotiomycetes; Eurotiales; Aspergillaceae. Gene Ontology annotation, molecular function: peptidyl-prolyl cis-trans isomerase activity. The record is from RefSeq and is a predicted model, not a curated record.